Molecule: messenger RNA, 486 nt
Organism: Propithecus coquereli (Coquerel's sifaka)
Lineage: Eukaryota; Metazoa; Chordata; Mammalia; Primates; Indriidae
Gene: CCL8
Product: chemokine (C-C motif) ligand 8
Exons: 3
Coding region: 47-346 (99 amino acids)
Biological process (GO): lymphocyte chemotaxis; monocyte chemotaxis; immune response
Cellular component (GO): extracellular region
Molecular function (GO): CCR chemokine receptor binding; chemokine activity
Source: RefSeq, a predicted model, not a curated record
CAGAAACCUCCCACCCUCAGGCUGAAGCUGCCCCCCGCCCUCCAGCAUGCAGGUCUCCGCAGCACUCCUGGGGCUGCUGCUGGCAGCAGCCACCUUCAGCCCCCAGGGCCUUGCUCAGCCAGAUUCCGUUUCCAUUCCCAUCACCUGCUGCUUUAAUAUGGUCAGUAGGAAAAUCUCCAUCCAGAGGCUGGAGAGCUACACCACAGUCACCAACAUCAAGUGUCCCCAGGAAGCUGUGAUCUUCAAGACCAAACUGGGCAAGGAGGUCUGUGCCGACCCCAAGGAGAAGUGGGUCCAGGAUGCCGUGAAGCGUCUGGACCAAAAGUCCCAAACCCCGAAGCUUUGAACUUUCUUCACACCUGGACUGAGAGAUCAAGCCAGAAGAAAACCUUAUUUAUUUUCCCCCAACCUUCCCCAGAUGCAGUGUGACAUUAUUUUAUUAUAAUUUCCAAACAGAGGCACUUUGUUCAAUAAUUUAAUGCACAA